Molecule: messenger RNA, 601 nt
Organism: Rhizopus microsporus ATCC 52813
Lineage: Eukaryota; Fungi; Mucoromycota; Mucoromycetes; Mucorales; Rhizopodaceae
Product: cytochrome b5
Exons: 5
Coding region: 122-601 (159 amino acids)
Cellular component (GO): endomembrane system; membrane
Source: RefSeq, a predicted model, not a curated record
GUCGCUCAUUCAAUGUUCGGUAAUAGUCCGGUUCGACCAUUCAUGCAAGAGAUUGCCUCUCCUACUCCUACCCAACUUUUUCUACCUUAUUAGUUGUCUCUUGUUUUGUCUUCGUUAUUCAAUGUCAAUAGUAACCACUUAUCUCACACUACUAAAAGAAAAUCCAAUCAAUUGGGCGUUACUUGCUAUUCUACUUUAUCUCGUACGAUGCUUUACAUUAUCUAGACAGCUAAGACAUCUUCCACCCAAACAUCCAACUGUGCAUGUCUUUAAGAAUUAUACCCCUCUCGAUUUACUGCCAUUCACAGGGGAAAACGAUACGCGUAUUCUCAUCGCUGUGAAUGGUUCCGUCUAUGAUGUCAGCCAAGGAAGAAGCUUUUAUGGACCAGGUGGCCCAUACGCCAGCUUUGCAGGACAUGAUGCCUCACGUGGACUAGCAAAGAACUCAUUUGAUGAUGACAUGAUGGUUGAUCCAAAGGGGCCAAUAGAUAAACUAGAGGAUUUAACAUCAGAUGAAUGGGAGUCUCUAAGAGAAUGGGAGAGUCUAUUUGCUUCCAAAUAUCUGUUGGUUGGAAAACUGGUAGAGAAUAGUACAUCUUAA